AGCGACGUGUGUUGCUCGAAUUUUUGCAGUAAAUUUAUUAAAAAAAACCCAGCCAACUCCAAGGAAACUAGCAAAAUGAUGAACUCUCCACCAGUUUUUAUAGACUUGUCCAUGGACGAGCAGGUCCAAGAAUUGAGAAAAUAUUUUAAGAAUUUGGGCGCCGAAAUCUCCUCGGAAAAAUCCAGCAAAGGUGUUGAAGAUGAUUUACACAAAAUCAUUGGUGUUUGUGAUGUUUGCUUCAAGGAUGGAGAUCCAGCACAAAUUGAUUGCAUUCUCAACAGCAUUGUGUCCAUUAUGAUUACCAUUUCCUUGGAUCGUGGAGAAAACAUUAUUUUGGCAUACUGCGAAAAAAUGACCAAGGCCCCCAAUGUUGCCUUGACCAAGGUGUGUCUGCAAUCACUGUGGCGUUUGUUCAACAAUUUGGACACAUCAUCGCCAUUGCGCUACCAUGUCUAUUAUCAUUUGGUCCAAGUUGCCAAACAAUGCGAUCAAGUUAUGGAGGUGUUCAGCGGUGUUGAACAAGUCAAAUCCCAAUUUGCCAAUUGCCCACCCUCAGCCGAACAAAUGCAAAAAUUAUACCGCCUGCUUCACGAUGUUACAAAAGACACAAACAUGGAAGUUUCAGCCAAGGUAAUGAUUGAACUUUUGGGCACCUAUACCUCGGAUAAUGCCUGUGUCGCCCGUGAAGAUGCCAUGAAAUGUAUUGUCACCGCUUUGGCUGAUCCCAACACAUUCCUUUUGGAUCCCUUGUUGGCCUUGAAACCUGUACGCUUCCUGGAGGGUGAUUUAAUACACGAUUUGUUGUCGAUUUUUGUUUCGGAAAAGUUGCCAGCCUAUAUUCAAUUCUAUGAGGACCACAAGGAAUUCGUUACCUCUCAGGGCCUUAACCACGAACAGAAUAUGAAGAAAAUGCGUUUGUUGACCUUCAUGCAAUUGGCUGAAAGUAAUCCCGAAAUGAGUUUCGAUACCCUUACCAAGGAAUUGCAAAUCACCGAAGAUGAAGUUGAGCCUUUUGUUAUUGAGGUAUUGAAGACAAAAUUGGUUAGGGCUCGCCUUGAUCAAGCCAAUCGUAAAGUACACAUUUCCUCCACUAUGCAUCGUACAUUUGGUGCACCACAAUGGGAACAAUUGCGUGAUCUUUUGCAUGCCUGGAAGGAUAAUUUGAGUGCUGUGCGUGAGGGUCUAACACAGGUGUCGGCAGUACAAUUGGAUUUAGCUAGAAGUCAAAAAUUGGUCCAUUAGAAGAGC
Molecule: messenger RNA, 1248 nt
Organism: Musca vetustissima
Lineage: Eukaryota; Metazoa; Arthropoda; Insecta; Diptera; Muscidae
Gene: eIF3m
Product: eukaryotic translation initiation factor 3 subunit M
Exons: 3
Coding region: 76-1242 (388 amino acids)
Biological process (GO): cytoplasmic translational initiation
Cellular component (GO): cytoplasm; eukaryotic translation initiation factor 3 complex
Molecular function (GO): translation initiation factor activity
Source: RefSeq, a predicted model, not a curated record